Molecule: messenger RNA, 3875 nt
Organism: Pseudogymnoascus destructans
Lineage: Eukaryota; Fungi; Ascomycota; Leotiomycetes; Thelebolales; Thelebolaceae
Exons: 2
Coding region: 549-3875 (1108 amino acids)
Biological process (GO): DNA-templated transcription; regulation of DNA-templated transcription
Cellular component (GO): nucleus
Molecular function (GO): zinc ion binding; DNA-binding transcription factor activity, RNA polymerase II-specific; DNA binding
Source: RefSeq, a predicted model, not a curated record
CCCUUGCAACCCCCCCCCGAUUUAUCCACCGCCCAAUUUAUAAGAUCUCGGCCCAUGCAAAGCUAAACAAUAAAUGACCGAUCUCUAUCGCUUUUCGGCGUAGGAAGUUGCCCGCACUGACUUGUGUGUCCACAUAGGGUGAUAGAGAAAGAGAGAAAGAGAGAAAGAGACGAAGAGAUAAAGCCGCAGACCCAGGGACCCAGAGACCCAGAGAGACCCAAAGAGCGACAGAAAUCAAUCGUUGCGCUGCCCUGUACAUAACGACGUCGUUUGUUCUCCACCACCAUUUGCUCUGAUCCGAUCCAAUCCCGCCUCUCAAUCCAAACAAUUCCAGUGGCAAACGCAUGCCAUUGCGACCGCAGGCGCCUGGGCGAUGACUUUUCGAAAUUAAACAUGAUCCAGACACAGUGCGACGGCAUCAGAGCGUCAUCAAGCUGGAAUAGUUCUGCACCGAGUGGCGCCCCACCAGGAAUCGACCCGGCCACCCGACGUAUACACACAUUCUCACCACAACGAGACACACUUCGAAAGCCAUAGCCGCGGGGUUUAUGGGCGCCGCAACAGGGCCACCGCAUCGACUCGAGAAAUCUCGACGGCCGACGCCCAAUGCUGGCAGCGCCGUAGCCAUGGAGAACGGGCAGCCACAGAUGAACGGGAUGGGGAGCGGGCCCUUUAUGGAUGUGACAUAUCCAUUUUACGACCUACUGGGCUUCGAUACAAACGGGCUAGCGGGGGCAAAGAUGGAAGAUGACGAAGAUAUGCAAGCGUCGCUACGAAGCGGCACAGACGAAAUAAUACAGGAAGAACACGAUAACGAGUAUACCACUCCCAAAAUGGAGGAGUCGGCGGAUCACAAUGGCAGCCAGGGGAUGUCAGGUGGCGAGAGCCCUGAGGGCAGCCGGGCGCGCGGAACCUCGGCGCCAGACACCUACGACGAGUUCGGGCUCAACGAUACGGGAGCCGGGGAUGGCACCGACCUAGGCAAGCCCAAGGAGGACAAGAACGAGACGCCCGCCUGGACAGAGCUGAAGACCAAGGCAGGGAAGGAGCGCAAACGGCUACCGCUGGCGUGUAUAGCCUGUCGACGCAAGAAGAUCCGCUGCUCAGGCGAGAAGCCAGCAUGCAAGCACUGUCUGCGCAGCCGCAUCCCCUGCGUCUACAGAGUGACGACUCGCAAAGCGGCGCCGCGCACAGAUUACAUGGCCAUGCUGGACAAGCGGCUGAAGCGCAUGGAGGAGCGGAUCAUCCGGAUUAUACCCAAAGACGAGAACGAGUCGGCGACAGUCGUGCGGGCGCAGGUCAAGCCCGCGAUCCCGGGGACGGCGCAGGCGAAGCCGGCGAGUUCGAAGAAGAGGCCGGCGGAGGAGGCGUUUAGGUCUGAGUUGCAGGCCUGGGCUACGUCGGCGAAGGGAGGGGGUAGCGAGGUGCCGGCGUCGCUGGCGGCGCAUGAGGCGAAGGAGACGAAGUUGUUGGUGGAGGGCGCGGGUGCGCUGCCGGAGAAGGAGAUACGGGAGCAUUUGGCGGAGGUCUUCUUUGAUAAUCUGUAUGGGCAGGCGUAUCAUGUUCUCCAUAAACCGAGCUACAUGCGCAAACUCAAAGCCGAUACUCUCCCUCCAGUCCUGAUCCUGACCGUAUGCGCCGUCUCUGCUCGAUUCUCGACACACCCAAAAGUCAAUUCCCAACCUGCCUUCCUACGAGGCAAAUCCUGGGCCGCCGAAGCGCGCAACAUAGUCCUGAAGCGAUAUGAGUGGCCUAAUAUCACAAUCCUGACGUGCCUCCUGCUGCUGGGGCUCCAUGAGUUCGGGACUUGUUACGGAGGCCGCAGCUGGGCGCUGGGUGGAAUGGCGAUCCGCAUGGCGUACGCGCUGCAGCUGCACCGCGACCUAGAGCACGACCCAUGCAAGCCGCACUCACGCGUGCGACUGAGCUUUGUGGAUCGAGAGAUUCGGCGCCGCACCAUGUGGGCGUGUUUUCUGAUGGAUCGGUUUAACUCGUCCGGCACGGACAGGCCGAUGUUUAUCAAGGAGGAGACCAUCAUGGUGCAGUUACCAAUUAAGGAGGAUCUGUUCCAGCUAGAUAUCGAAGGGCCGACAGAGGAUAUGAAGGGUGAUGUGCCCUUUCCAUCGGCCGGAGGCGACGGCGAGCUCUCCAACGCCCGCGACAACAUGGGCGUCGCCGCCUUCACAAUCCGCUCCAUCGCUCUCUGGGGCCGCAUCAUAAUCUACUACUUCCAAGGCGGACGCGACGGCGACCCCGCCCCCAUCUGGGCCUCGGACUCCGAGUUCGCCGACCUCCGCAUCCAAUCCGAAGCAUUCGAGCGCUCCCUUCCCGACCUCCUCCAAUACACCCCCGCCAACCUCAGCGCGCACGAGACACAGGGCCUCGGUAACCAAUUCCUCUUCCUCCACAUCACCGUCCAACAAACCGUCCUCCUCCUCGCCCACAACGCAGUCCACUGCUCCGUCCCCGGCCCGCCCCGGCCCGCCCCGCCAGCGGAAUUCAUCGAAUCCACCGUCGCAGCCGCCACGGGCGCCGCGCAGCGCAUCUCUGCGCUCCUCCGCGUCGCUGAGGCGUACCCGCUCACCGCCCCGUUCGCGGGAUACUGCGCUUUCCUCUCCAGCACCGCGCAGAUGCCGCUCGCGUUCUCAAAGGAUGAGGCUGUUGCUAGCCUCGCGAAACGCAAUCUCGCUACUAAUGUACGAUAUCUCACGAAGAUGAAGCGCGGAUGGGGUGUAUUUCACUGGACUUCGGAACAGCUUAAGAAGCAAUUCAAGACGUGUGCGUUUGCUGCUAAGCGCGGGGGGGGCGCGGGGGGGCCGGGUGUGGUUAGUCAGUACGGGGAUUGGUUUGAUCGGUAUCCGCAUGGUGUGUCGCAGGGGGAUUUUGAGGAGGUGGCUAGGCCGAGUGGGGAGAGUGGUGAGGAUGCGGUAUUAGAGCCAAAGGGGGGGUUGAGGACGGUAGAGGAGUUCGUGCAUAGUAUACCCCCGGCUGCUACUGCGUCGGUGCAGGAGGGGCCGAAACAGAGUAAACGGAAGAAGAAGCCCACGCCGCCGCAGCAGCAGCAGCAGCAACAGCAACAACCUCCACCACCGACGACCCAACCUCAACAACCGCAACCUCAGCAGCAAAUCUCAUCACACCCCCACCACCAAGGCUCACUACCCACGCACCGGCCACAACCACACCCCCUCCACAUCCCCCAACAACACGCCGCACACGCACAACAACAACAACAACAACAAAUGUCCCCCCACCCCAUCUCCCACUCGCCCCACCUCCUCUCACACCCGCACCCGCACCAGCAACACCAACACCAACACCAACACCAACACCAACACCAACACCAACACCAACACCAACAACAACACCACCCGCAACAACCUCACCAACAACCCCAGCAACAACAACAAACCUACCCACACACCCCCUCCCCCGCCUUCCCCCACAACCCAACUCCCUUCUACCACACCCCCUUCCCCCCAGACAUAAUGCCCAACCUAGACGCGCACCUCGUCUUCAGCGCCUACAACGCGCCCGCAGCACAACGGGGCGGGCCGUCUCCCUCCCCCGGCGCCGGGGCUGGGAUGUGGUCGCCUGUCGGGAUGGAGGGUUUGGAUCCUGGGAUGGCCACUCCUGGCCAGCAGGGGCAGGGUGUACAGGGAGGAAGAGGUGGUGGUGGUGGUGGUUGGAUAGGAAUUGGGGGGCAGCAAGGGUGGAUGGCGCAUCAGCAGACGAGCGCAUGGUUUAUGCCUUUUAAUAUGGCGCCGCCGGAUGGUGGCGGGGGAGGGGAGGAGGCGUUUUUGGGGCUGGGAUUGGGGCUGGGUGGGGGUUGGGGGGGUUAUGGAGGGGGAGGAGGGGGGUUUGAGGGGGGAUGA